Acanthamoeba castellanii str. Neff is the source of this 1014-nucleotide messenger RNA. RefSeq names its product CBS domain containing protein. The record is from RefSeq and is a predicted model, not a curated record. Lineage: Eukaryota; Discosea; Longamoebia; Acanthamoebidae. Bases 1 to 1014 code for a protein of 337 amino acids. The transcript has 6 exons.
AUGUCCACCACUACCACCACCUCCGUGCCCGAGCAGCUGCGCACGCUGCUCAAGGAGACCAAGGCUCGUCAGGUUCUUCCGCAGACAUGGGACCUCCUCCACGUCAACUCCACGGACACCGUGGGCGCCGCUUUCCACAAAAUGGCGGAGAAGAACGUCUACGCGGUCCCGGUCUUCGACAAGGCCAGCGACUCGUUCACGGGCUUCCUGGGGCUGAGCGACAUCGUGCACCAGAUCGUGCGCUUCUUCGUGGCCAAGGCCAAGCUGGCCCACCCCGACCUGGCCAAGGACGUCCACAAGCUCUUGUCCGCCUCCACCUUCAACCAGACCGACGCCGAGAACAUUCACCACAAGGUCUUCAACCACCCGCUCGCCGACCUCGUCAACGUGUCGACCACCAACGGCUGGAACCCCGUCAGCGACGCCGCCUCGCUCCAGGAGGUGAUCGACGUACUCACCAAGGAGAAGCUGUCCCGCGUGCCUCUCGUCAACGCCGAGGGACAUGUGACGGCCAUCGUGUCUGAGUCGGCGAUCGUGCGCUACCUGGCCGCCCACAUUGACCAGUUUGGCGACUUUGCCGAGGCGCCGCUGUCCGCCGCGCUGAAGCACUCGCCGCUCCUCGAUGCCUCCGACAUGGAGGAGAGCACCAUCGCCUGCUUCGCCAAGCUCGAUUCCCACAAGACCUCGCACCUCCCGCUCACCUCGCACGGCAAGUCCCAAGGCAAUCUGUCGGUGAAGGACAUCAAGGCGGCGGACGAGUUCGAGAGACUGAUCCAGCCCGUGGGCGAGUUCGUGGCCUACAUCCGCCAGCAGAACAUGAAGGCCGUCCACCCCUACAUGCACGCCAACAACACCGACACAGUCGGCAGGACCUACGGCCGUUUUGCCGCCACGGGCGUGCACACGAUGUACCUCACCGACAUGCCGCACGAGGAGCUGGAGAAGACCUCGUCCUACCCUCCCGUGGGCGUGGUCACCCUCCACGACCUCCUCGCACCCCUCGCCUCCAACUAG